Molecule: messenger RNA, 1101 nt
Organism: Hyaloscypha bicolor E
Lineage: Eukaryota; Fungi; Ascomycota; Leotiomycetes; Helotiales; Hyaloscyphaceae
Product: S-adenosyl-L-methionine-dependent methyltransferase
Exons: 4
Coding region: 1-1101 (366 amino acids)
Molecular function (GO): methyltransferase activity
Source: RefSeq, a predicted model, not a curated record
AUGCAUGGAGGCUUCAACGACAAUGACUCUACCUAUGGUGGUUCGUUGAUUGGAUGCGACUCGGACACUUUGGCAAGCUACAUCACGGAUUACCGCUACGAGAACGGGAGGAGGUAUCACGCAUACAGAGGUGGAGAAUACUGGGGACCCAACGACGAAUAUUCCAACGAUCUGCAAGAUCUGGCGCAUCACAUGUAUCUCAUGACCCUGGAAGGAAAGCUCCACCUCGCGCCUCUAGACAACCCACACAAUAUCCUCGACAUCGGAACCGGGACUGGAAUCUGGGCAAUCGAAAUGGCCGACGCCUACCCCUCAGCCCACGUAAUCGGCACCGACCUCUCCCCCAUCCAACCCCUCUUCGUACCGCCAAACUGCGCCUUCGAAAUCGAAGACCUGAACCUCGACUGGACAUACUCCAAGAGCCAAUUCGACUUCAUUCACAUCCGGGAACUGUUCGGGUCUGUGGCCGACUGGGACGAGUUCUUCUCCUCAGCAUUCGAACACACGAAACCCGGGGGAUAUGUGGAAGUGAUUGAGCAUAGUGUGUUUCCCGUGAGUGAUGAUGGGACGGUGAAUGAGGAGAGCUUCUUUACCCUGUGGGGGAAGACGGUUGUGGAGAUGGGGCGGAGGUUCGGGAAGAGCUUCACGAUUUGGGAGGAGAGUAGGGAGAGGUUAGAGAGAGCCGGUUUUGUCGAUAUCGUGGAGAAGAAAUAUAAAUGGCCGGUGAACGGCUGGCCGAGUCCAGAAUAUCGAACCCAUGGCGAUGACGGGGAGAAAUCUUGGCAGAGAUUAAGGGAAAUCGGAGUCUGGAAUCAGUUACGAUUAUACGAUGGCGUGGAGGGCUUUAUGCUGAGAUUGUUGACAGUCGCGGGCGGUUGGACAUACGACAACGCACAAGCCUUCCUAGCACGCAUGCGCGAAGAAAUCAAAGACCUGAAGAUCCACGCCUACCUCAACGUCACAGUCGUCUACGGUCGGAAACCCGGCGGUAAAGCGAGAGCUGGGGAUCAGCUGCCGCAUCCGGCGACGCGUAGUGGGUAUGUCAGUCCUGAAGGGGGGUGGAGGAGUACGAUCCCGGAAGAUUAUCAGGGGCUGCCUUGA